CCCAAAAGAGUUGACCCAACCAACCAUUUCUCUCUCUGCUAAAUCCCCUCGACCUUGGCCGUAGCCCAAGGCAGUGUUUCAGUCUCUCGUCAACUGCAAUGGAGACUCCAAUCAGAUCAAGGGAAACCCUAUCUCUCACACUGUUCUCUCUUCUAUUCUUCAUCUGCAAAUCCUCACCUCUACAUCAUCUCCUGAUCUCCAACGCCGAGCGUCGAAUUGACUUGAGCUCCCACAUUGUUAAAGUUUACUUGACUUUGAAGAUUGAGAAUGCUGGUAGUACGCCUGCUUCAGAAGUUCUUCUUGCUUUCCCACCCGCUCAAGUUGACCAUCUAGCAACAGUUGAAGCAUUAGCAACUAAAGGAAAGCGGAAGAAGACUACUUUAGUCCAUCUUGAAGUAAAACCGACAGAACUGCCUGAUGCACCUAAUGAUGCUAAAUAUUUUACUAUUUAUUUGGCCAGUCCCUUAAAUUCUGGAGAAAGCACAACACUAGAAGUAUUAUACAUGUUGACGCACUCGCUAGAACCUUUUCCAGCAGAGAUAGCCCAAUCAGAAUCUCAAUUAGUAUUUUAUCGUGAUAAUGCAUUAAUAUUGUUGCCGUAUCAUGUUAGGCAACAAACAACUUUUAUUAAGACACCAAGUAAUAAAGUGGAAUCAUUCACAAGGGUGGAACCCACAAACCGUGCUGGUACUGAAAUUAAGUAUGGGCCUUACGAGGAUCGUCCUCCAUACUCUUUUUCUCCAAUUCUUGUACAUUUUGAGAAUAAUAGCCCAUUUGCUGUUGUUGAGGAGCUUGUUCGUGAAGUUGAAAUAUCUCAUUGGGGCAACCUUCAGGUCACAGAACAGUACACAUUGGUUCAUGCUGGUGCCCGGCACAAAGGUGUAUUUUCAAGGGUUGAUUACCAAUCCAGGCCAUCUUUGAAUGGUGUGUCCUCAUUCCGAUACCUUCUGGCAAGACUACCACCUAGGGUUCAUUCUGUCUACUAUCGGGAUGAAAUAGGAAAUAUCUCGUCAUCACACCUGCGUACAGAUUCUCGUAAGUCAGAGCUGGAAAUUGAACCACGAUAUCCUUUAUUUGGAGGUUGGAAAGCAACUUUUGUCAUUGGUUAUGGGCUACCAUUACAAGACUUUCUUUUUGAGUCAUCCAAUGACAAGCGAUACCUCAACUUUACCUUUGGAUGCCCCCUUCUUGAGACAGUGGUUGACAAGUUAACCUUCAAAGUUGUGCUACCCGAGGGAUCAAAAGACCCUUCAGCUGUGGUUCCCUUUCCUGUCGAGCAGCAUCUUGAGACCAAAUAUUCUUACCUUGAUGUUGUGGGGAGAACUGUGGUGGUCUUGGAAAAGAAAAAUGUUGUUCCCGUGCACAACACUCAUUUUCAGGUUUACUACACCUUCAAGCCUAUCUUCAUGCUUGCAGAGCCUAUGAUGUUGGCAUCCGCAUUCUUCUUGUUUUUCGUGGCUUGUGUCGCUUACCUACACAUCGAUCUUUCCAUACGUAAGUGAAACAUGGCGUUAUUCACAAUGGAAAAUUAGCGAUCUGUCACUUGACAGGUUCCAAUGAUGCCACUUUAUCUUGAUUAGAACAUACACCAAUUCUGGAGCUAGGACAUUGUUAGUAACUAUUUUGUGUACUAAAUUUCUGAAAUUUUCGCUGAUGAUAAUAGAUUGCAGUUAGAAAUUUUGUUGUUAAAGCUCUUGUUUCAGAAUGGAAUUGUUUCAAGUUUCAACAGUGAGCUACCUGCUCAAUUUUUCUGACAUUUUGGUUUCCC
Molecule: messenger RNA, 1768 nt
Organism: Durio zibethinus
Lineage: Eukaryota; Viridiplantae; Streptophyta; Magnoliopsida; Malvales; Malvaceae
Product: dolichyl-diphosphooligosaccharide--protein glycosyltransferase subunit 1B
Cellular component (GO): membrane; oligosaccharyltransferase complex
Source: RefSeq, a predicted model, not a curated record